This is a messenger RNA of Paramormyrops kingsleyae, 3628 nucleotides long. Lineage: Eukaryota; Metazoa; Chordata; Actinopteri; Osteoglossiformes; Mormyridae. The record is from RefSeq and is a predicted model, not a curated record.
GCUCCAGACUCUCCCUCCACACCCUUCCAACCAUGAUUCUUCAAGCAGUCUUGGACUGUCUGGAUUUCUGGAGCAUUCUGCUCUUCGUCUUUAUCUUCCUGUUGAUGGCUGAUAUCCUGAAAAACAGGAAUCCACCAAAUUAUCCACCAGGACCUUGGUCCCUGCCCUUUUUGGGAAACAUCUUUACGGAUCUUGAAUCAAAGACAAUGAUGAAGCUUGCUGAAAAAUAUGGCAAUGUUUUCAGUCUGAGGAAAGGCAGCGAAAAAAUGGUGUUUGUAACUGGAUAUAAAAUGAUGAAAGAAGCCUUGGUUACUCAGGGACAAAAUCUCGUCGAUCGUCCAGAUAUCCCGCUUUUUAAUAAAGUUUUUAAAGGAAUUGGCUUGAUUAGUAGCAACGGACACAUGUGGAAGAAGCACAGGAGGUUUGCUGGGACCCACUUUAAGAACUUUGGGGAAGGAAAGAAGACGAUGGAGCUGUUCAUCCAGCAGGAGUGUGUGUUCCUCUGUCAGGCCAUGGAGGACGAGCAGGGCGGAUACUUUAACCCAAUGGUGAUGCUACACAAUGCCGUCUCCAAUGUGAUAUGUACUCUGGUUUUUGGGCAUCGCUACGACUACAGUGAUGCCAAGUUCCAAAAUCUUCUACGCUUGGAUAACGAGUGUAUUUACUUGUGCAGCUCAGCUCGUGUUCAGCUAUAUAACCUCUGGCCAAGGUUAUUUGACUAUUUACCUGGACCUCACCAAACAAUAUUCUCCAACUAUGACCAAAUAACCACCUUCCUGAAAGAAGAAAUAGCCAAACAUAAGAAGGACUGGGACCCGUCUGAUCCACGUGACUUUAUCGAUGCUUAUUUUGGUGAGAUGGAUAAGAUGGCAGCUGAUUCUGAAGCUGGGUUCACCACCGAGUCUCUGUUAAUCUCCACUCUGGACCUGUUCGAGGCGGGGACAGAGUCUUCUGCCACCACGCUGCGCUGGGGCCUCCUCUUCAUGAUGAAGUAUCCAGAAAUUCAGAAGAAAGUCCAGGCUGAGAUUGACAGAGUGAUCGGACAGGCGCGGCAGCCCUGCAUGGCAGACCGGCCGAACAUGCCGUACACCGACGCUGUCAUCCACGAGACGCAGAGGAUAGCUGACAUCUUGCCUCUAGGAUUCCCCAAAAUGACCAGCAAUGACAGCACACUGGGGGGGUACUUCAUACCAAAGGGGACGAGUAUAACCGCGAUCCUAACCUCUGUACUGAAAGAUAAGUGCGAGUGGGAGACUCCGAACACCUUUAACCCGGGGCAUUUCCUGGAUUCCCAGGGCCAGUUUCGGAGACGGGAUGCAUUCUAUCCUUUUUCAGCUGGACCAAGGGCGUGUCUGGGGGAGCAGCUGGCUCGGAUGGAGCUCUUCCUGUUCUUCACCUCCCUUCUCCAGCGCUUCACCUUUGCUCCACCCCCUGGAGAAGAAGUUGACAUAGAAGGAGUGCUUGGGUUCACCUAUUUCCCAAAGCCCUACAAGAUGUGUGCUACACCCCGCUGAGCUUCUACACAGGAAUAAACAGCACCAGGCUACGGGAAGCACAUUAAGAAGCACAUCCCUGCGUAGAUCCUCCACAAAACUUUUAUGAUCUCAUAAGUUUCAAUAGCUAUUAAAUUUGUUUGUGAUGUAUGCUAGUCAAUUAAAGCCUAUGUAUUCAUCAGUAGGAUGCAUGCACUAUAUGUAAAAUAAUAUAGAAGUAUAGAAAUAAUAUAAGUAUUAUACACUAUAUAAAGGAAGUUUAUCAUAAGGCGCUUUCAAAAGACCUAAACAUACAUUCUGUAAUGCAUUCUGUACAAACUUCAAAAGAUUGACAUUCAAUGAAAGAUGAUUAGUGUCACGUGUGAAACAAGAUUGCAUGGAAGUUUUGUGAAAGGGAAGGUGCCCUAUGAAAAUGUCAAGGGUGAACAACCAUAUUGACAAACACCAAAAACAGCCUUUCAGGAAAAUACUUUUCUGGAAAAGUAUGGAAGUUCAAAAAUAGAAGAAAAAGGGUAAGAAGUAAAGUAGGAGUUGAAAGUUUUGCAAUUAAGUCACAGUAAACCGAAAAAAACAACAAAAAUGAAAAAAAAUACUGAAUUAAAAUUCAGAGGUGGAAAAUUCAGGUCCAGAAAGUACAAAUCCAGACCAAGGUUUUAUUUCAAACAACCAGCUAGUAUAAAGAGUCACAGUCACAGUACUCAACUGGUUGGCUGAAACAAAACCUUGGUCUGGAAAACCAUUCUUGACCAGAACUUUCCACCUCGGCUAAAAAUGAAUGGUUUUAUUUACAGUAUAUACACAGGAUUUAACCACUUCACAUUAGAGCAUAUGCAAAUUAAGAGUAACUAUAAAAACCAGUAAUAAUUUUGUUGGUUUCUGAAAAGUUACUGAUAUCUAGCUGGAUGGGGAGACUUCCAUGUAUGUAUUAAAUUUCACCACCAGCUCACUUAAUUAAUUGAAUUAGUUUAAAAAAUCAAUGAGAUAUUGACUAGCCCCUGCCUUGCACCAGUAGCCUUUGGGAUCAGCUCCAGACCUCCCACAACUCUGAAUAAGAUAAGCGGUUUCAGAAAUGGAAAUGGAUGGAUGGAAGAGAGUAAAGGUCCAGACCAGGAUUAUGUUUCAACCAGCCAGUUGAAUACUGUGUGACUGUAAUUCUUUAUACUCAACUGGUUGUUCGAAACAACUGGUUGAUCUGGACUUUUACUCUCUGGACCUGAAUUACCCAACUCUGGAUGGAAGAAUGGAUCUGCUACAGUAUACUAGAUCUGCUAGUUACCAAGUCAAAAAAUACAUGGGUGCACUGAAUGGUUGCUGCAAAUACUGGGGUCAUUUUUAGCAGAAGUUUUAAAAUAACUAAGCUAUCACACUUUGACAGGCAUAAUAGCAUAGCUUUACACCAACAUGAAUAUCAUUUAAACAUUUUCUUUGGCUGCCUAAGACUUUUGCACAGUACUGUAGAUGGACACAUCAGGAGCCAUUUGAAGUAGCAUUGCUUCAAAUGUAAAAUCUUUUAUGAUUUUCGGUUCAAUUUUUAAGAGUAACAUGAAAAUGGCUGCCUUAAUGUCCAGAGCUCCAAGGUUUCUGUAUGAAACUAAAGCCAUCAAGUGGGGCUUCAACCAGAUGAACAGUGCCUGUGGGUCUGAGUCACGUUUAGUUCAUAAGCACAGGUCGACAUCAGUGUCAAACACCAUGCCGUUGACACGAGAGACAGAACGUUCAGUAAGGAGCAUUUUAUGUUGGGUUCAUGUUUUGGCUCAUUUAAUCUUAUCAUUGGGAUUGAUAUUAAAGAUUUUUGUGCUGGUUUUGCUAUCAUUAGCUGGACGCUCAUGAGUGACAAUCCACUUUCAAAAUGAUAACAUCCCUCAGAAAGUUCCAGAAUACUCUACGUAAGAUCCAAAUUAGGUGUAGUAGCCUAUUUUUCUUUUCACUAAAUUUUUUUACGUAACUUUGUUCACUCACGAAUAUGAUUAAUAGUUUGAUCAAAAACAUAUGAGCACUACCUAUUUUAAUUCUUUUUUAAGCUAGCAAAGAGGAGCUGGUUGCUGCAAUAAUAUAUGCCGGUAGUUUAUUUUUAAGCCAUUUGUUUAUGUAUAUGUACAACUGUCUGUUAAUAAAAGUGCCUGUGUGACACUGGG